UCAAGGUAUUUUAAGCUUUGUGCUGUUGUUAUCUCAUAGUUCACUCUCGGCAUCAGCCAACAACAAAUGAAGAUUUGUCAUCAAUGCAAGCACAAGGUGAAGGAAAGUCCCAAUAUUACUGUGGUCUUUGCAUGGAAAAUGUUCAGACAAAUAGCUGCUGCCAAAGAACAGCACACAAGGACUGUUUGUAUGCAUGUGGGUGGAGCCUUACAAAUUGUAACUGUUUUCAAAGAGAGAGAACAGCCCACAAGAUUGACUAUCCAGCUCCUUCAACUUCAUCCUAUAAACAACCCUCAGGUAAUGACGAUGGUUCUGGCACAUGGGAAGAUCACCCUCUGCAGACUUUCCCUCAUCAUUCUGAGAUCUUGUCCCUCUUCUGUGAGAUUUGUGGAGAAGAAGAGAUCUUCAUAAAAUCACCAUGCUGCAAAAGUGAAUAUCACUGGCACUGCCUUAACCAGUGUAGGAAAAGGGGUUACACAACCUGCAUUUACUGCCAGCUUCCUAUGCAGUUCUCACAGCACUACCUAUUGAGAUUAUUAUGGUGUGGAGUAGAUGACAGUGGAAGCAGUGGUGGAGGAAGAGGGGCUGGAAGGAGAGGAAGAAGAGUAGAAGGAGGAGGAAGAAGAGGAGAAGGUGGAGGAAGAGAAGGAGGUGGACAUGAUGGUUAUGGGGGAUGUGACAGUGGAGGAGGGGAUGAUGGUGGGAGAGGGGAUGAUGGUGGGAGAGUGGAUGAUGAUAUUGAUGGAGAAAAUGAUGGAGGAGGAAGUGACAGUCAAGAGGAAGGUUGUGGCAGAGGAAGGAGUGGCAGCAUGGAAGGGGAUGAAGGUGAUGGUGGUGGUGGAGUUGAUGAUGGAGGUGGUGGAGUUGAUGAUGGAGUUGUUGGAGUUGAUGAUGGCAUUGGUGGAGAUGAUGAUGGAGUUGGUGGAGUUGAUGAUGAAGUUGGUCGAGAUAAUGAUGGAAGAAGUGGAGAUGAUGAUGGAGGUGGUGUUCGUGGAGAAGGUUCACCAUUAUCUCCUCCACAACCAUUACCUCUUCGGCUGUUGUUGCCACCUCUUCAUCUACUGCCUUUGCCUCCUUUGCCACCAUCAGCUGAUAACAGAGACGAAGAGGAAAAUUCUGAAGGAGGGGAUGAUAACGAAGGCCGAAAUGAGAAUUCAGAUCAUCACGAAGGAGACGAACAUCCAUUGAGAGCCUGGUACUGAUGCACUGAGCCAGCAUGCUCCAUGUUCAUUGUAAGGUUACCCUUUACCAGCUGUGAACAAUUGUUAUAAGAUCAUAACUGUAACUUGCUUUGAAAUGUAAACGCCACCUUGCUUCUCUUUCUUUCGUCUCGCUUUUACAUAGCUGCGCUGUUUGUUUGUUUUUUUUUUUUAAGGCAAACUGAUGUCUACUGAAACCAUGCUAUGUCUUUAUGAGGCAUUUAUACUUCCUCACUUUUAUUAUUGUUCUAUGGUGUGGCAUUUCUCUAGUAAACAAGAUUCUGAUAAUUUGGAUCUUUUAAACAAACACAUUCUUCGAUUUAUUUUCAAGGAUUUUAACUCUGAAUACAUUAAUUUACUUAAAAG
Stylophora pistillata is the source of this 1565-nucleotide messenger RNA. RefSeq lists its product as uncharacterized. The record is from RefSeq and is a predicted model, not a curated record. NCBI's taxonomy places the organism in Eukaryota, Metazoa, Cnidaria, Anthozoa, Scleractinia, Pocilloporidae.